AUGACGAAGCUGCUGUUGGCCGCCACGGCCGCGGCCGCCAACGCGUCGAUCCAGCGACCGGACAGUGCGCACAACUCGGUGCAAUAUAGCUAUAAUCCAACGCCCUCUCCUAUUCAAUAUGGUUCCCCCGGUACGCCCGGUGCUUCCGGUUCCCUAGGUCAUAUUCCCAAAACUAACAACACCUCGCCAACGCCGGCAGCGACCGCAUGGUCGUUACGACAGCCUCAACCCGUUACCGAAGGUUACCAGUACAGCGAGCUCAGUCCAAACAGAUCGCCAACGGGGCCCACGUACACGCAGCUUAGUGCGACCGGAUCGCGGCAACCCUCAACUUAUACACCGUCCGCCGGACAACCCGGCAUUUGGAGCGGCUGGCAGGCGCACCAUCCAGCGGCACCGGAACCGAUGCAAACGAGCAGUAGUAGCGGGGCUGCCCCUGGAGCCGGCGGCAGCAGCAGUAGUAGCAACAGUGCACCCCAGGACAUCCCGCCGGAGCACAUGCAACAGCAUCAGCAGCAUCAUCCGCACCUGCAGCAACAUCACGGUGGCCAUCAUCCUGCACAGCAUCAUCCGCACCAUGCGGCACACCACGCGGCAGCAGCAGCCGCAGCCCAUCACCACCAUCAGGUGCACCAUCCGGGCCACCAUCAUCCGGGGCAGCACCACCCGGGCCAGGGUCACGAACUGUCCGAGAUGCUGCAGAUGCUGGACCAGAGCAAUGCGACCUCCUUCGAAGAUCUGAACAUUCACAUGUUCAACACUCCGUUCGAAUGAAAUUUGCUGUACUACGGUUAUAAUAGCUAUAACCAGUCGACGGCGGCCGCGGCCUAUCAUGGUGGGGGCGGAGGAGGAGGAGGAGGUGGUUCCGGUGGAGGCGGGAUCAGCAGUGGCCACGGAGUAACGUCGUCGGCUACCGGGGUUAAUAGUGGCGGCAACAGCAGCAGCAGUAGUAGCAUUAGCGGAUUGGUGACUGGCUUUACCAAUGGGAACGGCCUGACGACCACGGUCGGUGGGCUGGGCAGCGGUUUCGGCGGCUACAUCAAUGAUCAGCUGUAAAUAUGUAGGAGGAAGGACGCAGAGACGCGUGUAAAUGUAAAUGAGAUGAGAAAACUUUUUUAUAUUAUAAUUACCAACUUACACCCCCCAAAACACAAAGUCACGCUCAAUAGAUGUCGUCACCAUUCCACUGAAGAAAAAAAAAACGGAGGAAAUCAAACAUUUUAUCAACAUCUCCUUGGAAGCUAACAUUUAAAUAAUUCGCGUAGAUUUCCUAACAAUCUUAUUAAAUCUGGAGAGAUCUGCCAAAUGACCUGAUUAGACGACAUUCAGUUGGAAAGCUUAGAAACAGAAAGAAACGCAAAAAUGAACGCAAAUUCAACGAACGCCACUAGAUAGGCAAUUGAUUAGAUUAAACGAGAAAAAAGGCAAGACAAGCAACAAAUGAAAUGUGCCGUGAUUGAGCUGUCGACUGUUACACCGACUAGGUCGUCCUACGAAUAGGUACUUGUUUUGUUUAAGAACCAAUUCUGUCCGCGCGUGCUCAUAUCCACUUCUACCAAGCAGCAAUAGAUGUUUGUGAACAAAAAAAUAUGUUCGUUCUCAAUGAAUAGUUUUCGAUGUAUGGUUUUUUCAUUUUUAGUAAUAUUUUACGAAAAAUUGUUUAUCCCCCGCAGAAAAUUUAGCGAAGUAUCUAGGCAAGUGAAAAGGGACGAAUCUGGCGAAGAAAAGUUUCUUCGAAGAAACAUCGACUAGAAAGUGGUACAUUUUACGGAAACAAAAUUUUCAAAUUCUUCAAUGCAGAAACGAAUGCUUCGAACAGCUGUGUGGAUAAUUUUGUAAAAAAAGUAUUCAAUUACGAUUCCGAUUUUAUUUCUCAGAAAGCAAAAGCUAUAUCAUCACAGACGUUUACAAAAAAAAAAAUCGCAAACGAAAAAUUCAAAUAUUUCGAACAAACAGCACCAAACGCAUUCGUUGGAUAAACAUUAAGAAAUUAUUAAACUGUAAGAGAAUGCAUGGCAAAGAAUAGAAAAGUGAAAGCGAGAUUGAGAUGAAGAAGGAAGAAAUCUUUUUGCUAGGUCUAACGAUUAUGUAAGUUAAAUUUUAUUUUAAUAAAAGAAAAAAACCGGACAAAAUUCAUCAGAGGAAAAUUAUUAAACUAUACAUAGGUAAAACAUUUCGCUACGAUUAACUAUUAAGAAACCGAAGAAUUCGUUUAUUGUAUAGACACACAGCAGAGGAUAUAAAGGAUUAGAAGGAAACCAUUGAGCUAGUUUAGUUUAAGUAAAGAAAAAGUGUAAAGAUUCCUAAUCAGUUUUCUCCGCAUCAGCGCAGCAAUAGGACAUAAUUUAAUAUAUCAUGCUCGUGAAACAUAGUUUGAAAAUAAAUUCAUCUUCCUCCACAUUUUUGUGAACGCAACAACAACAACCAAUAACAAUAGUUUAAAAAAAAAAUAGAACACAAGAAAGUAACGACGAUUGCCAUCCGGGAAUGAGUUCAGUUUUUUUUAAGUUUGAUCGACUCCCUCCCGGCAACCACUAACUGAUAAAUCUGUACAGAAGCAACUACCAUAUAAAAGCAAGAAUGCAAACAAGAGUGAUCCGAAAUGCUCCGAAUCCGAGCGGCCGGCUGAGCUCUUAACCCCAGACAGACUCAUGACAAGUCAAGCAUUUAGUUUAGAAAAAAAAACCGACAGCAGCCAAGCGAAUCAUAAUUUAUUUGUAAAGUAGUUAAUUUGUCCAACCCCCCAAUUCAUCAUCCUUCGCCCGCAAUUUUAUACUAAAUACUAAGUAAAACCUCCUUUAGUUAGUUUAACUUCCCUUCAAACCUUGUUUAGCCGAAGGUGUUGAAAGCUUCCCCACCUUUUGUCCGUUUUGUGAAUAGAAAGUUAAAUGAACGUAAGACAAAUCCAUUCAGUUAAAAAAAAAGAAAAUGGAUAUCGAACGUAUAUUUUUCCGAAAAGCAAUGCAAGUCUUCAAAGUAAAAAAAAAAGAAUUGUUUUUGAGUUUCAAACGCAAAACAAUCCAAAACCGAGCAACAUCGAACAUCUAACUUCCAAUAUUGAUGAGACAAACACACACACACACAACAGACCCAAUCAAUGGGGUGUUUAACAGUCGUACGUGUUCCAACAAUUGUUUUGUCCUGCGCUAGGUUGUAUAUGUGUAUGUAUUGGACAAAGGUUGCAAGAAGUAAAGAAUUAAAAAAUCCGGAAAUUUAGCUACAAUUAUAUUUGAGGAGAAUUUUCGAACGGUGAAAAAAGAAAAUUACAAACGAACGUAUAAAUUAGGCAAAUGAAAAAAAAAGAUUUCGGUUCGGCACGCUAUUAAGGCAACACACACAAGACAAAAAAAAAUCAGCAGCAAAAAAGAUCAAAGCAAAAAACUUAAACGAAAACUUAUGUGUACGAUAAAUCGGAACAAACAGCAGUAAAUAUUGCAAAAAAAAUGGAAAACAAGCACUUACCUUACACAAGCAGCAAAAAAAAAAACAUUAGCUAACCCCUCAUUUGUAUAAAAGAAAGAAAGAAAAACACAAUUAAAGCAGGAACAUGAAGAAGAAAAAAAGAUUGUAUAAGUGAAAAAAUGUUCUCUUUUUUUUAAAGUGGAAUCGAAAAAAAGAAAGGAAAAAUAUCAUAAAUAAAAAAUUGAA
This is a messenger RNA of Uranotaenia lowii, 3648 nucleotides long. RefSeq names its product aryl hydrocarbon receptor nuclear translocator homolog. Bases 1 to 774 code for a protein of 257 amino acids. The transcript has 5 exons. The record is from RefSeq and is a predicted model, not a curated record. Lineage: Eukaryota; Metazoa; Arthropoda; Insecta; Diptera; Culicidae.